AUAUGAUUGAAGAAGUAGAGAGAGAUCCAUCGGAGAAGAAGAAGACAGAGAGAGAGAGUCAGAUUGAGAAACAAUGACUUCAAGGUACUGGGUGGUGUCUCUACCAGUGAAGGACUCUUCUUCCACCUCGUGGAAUCGUCUUCAAGAGCAGAUCUCCAAGCAUUCCUUUGAUACUCCUCUUUAUCGGUUCAACAUCCCUAAUCUUCGUGUUGGAACCUUAGAUUCUCUUCUCGCCCUCGGCGAUGAUCUGCUCAAGUCGAAUAGCUUUGUGGAAGGAGUUUCUCAGAAGAUCAGGAGACAGAUCGAGGAGCUGGAGAGGAUUUCUGGUGUUGAGAGCAAUGCUCUUACUGUUGAUGGAGUUCCUGUUGAUUCUUAUCUCACCAGGUUUGUGUGGGAUGAAGCUAAGUACCCAACAAUGUCACCUUUGAAGGAGGUUGUGGAGAAUAUUCAGUCUCAGGUAGCCAAGAUUGAGGAUGAUCUCAAGGUUCGUGUCGCUGAGUAUAACAAUGUCCGCGGUCAACUCAAUGCCAUUAACCGAAAGCAGAGUGGGAGCUUAGCUGUUCGUGACCUCUCAAACUUGGUUAAGGCAGAAGAUAUUGUCGCGUCAGAGCAUCUCGUGACUCUCCUUGCUGUUGUUCCAAAGUACUCCCAGAAAGACUGGCUAGCAUGUUAUGAGACAUUAACCGAAUAUGUGGUUCCUAGGUCCUCGAAGAAAUUGUUUGAGGAUAAUGAGUAUGCUCUUUACACCGUCACUCUCUUUACUCGUGUUGCAGACAAUUACAGGACAAGUGCCCGUGAGAAAGGGUUCCAAAUCCGUGAUUUUGAACAUAGCGUUGAAGCACAAGAGACUCGUAAACAAGAGCUAGAAAAGUUGGUUCAGGAUCAGGAAAGUUUGAGAACCUCUCUUUUGCAAUGGUGCUACACCAGCUAUGGAGAGGUUUUCAGCUCCUGGAUGCAUUUCUGUGCUGUGCGCAUAUUCGCUGAGAGCAUUAUGAGAUAUGGUUUACCUCCUGCGUUCUUGGCUUGCGUCUUGUCUCCGGCUGUGAAGAGUGAAAAGAAAGUGCGCUCCAUCCUUGAACGCUUGUGUGAUUCUACCAACAGUUUAUACUGGAAAAGCGAGGAGGAUGGAGGAGCAGCCAUGGCUGGUUUAGCAGGUGACUCAGAGACACAUCCUUAUGUCUCCUUCACGAUCAACCUUGCUUGAAAUUGAUGAGAGAUUGGUUUGAUGCUUCUUCUCCAUCUCACUCUCCAUCUGUUAUGUUUGUUUGUGUUCUAUAUAUUUCAUUUUUUAUUUUUCGUAAUAUAUUUUGAAAAUAAAGAAGGAAAUAUCAAGGUGGCACUCAAGAUACUGUAAUUUUAUUUUGGCCGGAGUCUUUAGAUUCCGGUGAGUUUCUGUUACUUGUGGAGGAGAAGAUGUUAUACAGUUUGUUACCUUCUUGAAUAAUAAUAUUUUCCUAUUUCA
Molecule: messenger RNA, 1462 nt
Organism: Raphanus sativus (radish)
Lineage: Eukaryota; Viridiplantae; Streptophyta; Magnoliopsida; Brassicales; Brassicaceae
Product: V-type proton ATPase subunit C-like
Exons: 11
Coding region: 74-1204 (376 amino acids)
Biological process (GO): proton transmembrane transport
Cellular component (GO): vacuolar proton-transporting V-type ATPase, V1 domain
Molecular function (GO): proton-transporting ATPase activity, rotational mechanism
Source: RefSeq, a predicted model, not a curated record